UUCUUAAUCUUUAGUUCAGCAUGAAGUUCGUUAAAUUAAGUCUCUUUGCCUGCAGCUUGCUCUUCUUGGGCUCAUUUCGCCAAGCUGGUGCCAUAGAUGUGGAACUAUUGACCAGCUGUACUCAGGUGGUCGCUGAGGGAGCGAGCGCGUUUAUUCCUCAGAUUGUGCCAAUGAUAAAGGAUUUGGCAACUUGUACUCAGUAUAAGCCACAACAAGCUAAGGGCCUCAACCUGACAAUGCUGCUAAUGAUGGCCUUUGAGUUCCUUCAACACGCUUCUGGUAAGCAGCAGUGCCUGUUGGCUGCUCUCGACAAGUCGAAGGCUCUGAUAAUGCCACAUGCUGCAAUCUUCAUGAUGAAAGGAUGCAGUCCCCUUCUCUAAAUUAAAUAUCAUAAUAAAACAAUGGCAUUACACUAAUACAUUUGUAUAUAUUUUAUU
Molecule: messenger RNA, 437 nt
Organism: Drosophila busckii
Lineage: Eukaryota; Metazoa; Arthropoda; Insecta; Diptera; Drosophilidae
Product: Acp53C14b
Exons: 2
Coding region: 21-380 (119 amino acids)
Source: RefSeq, a predicted model, not a curated record